This is a messenger RNA of Acaromyces ingoldii, 2518 nucleotides long. Its product is annotated as putative methylcrotonyl-CoA carboxylase beta chain mitochondrial precursor. The coding region runs from base 468 to 2255 and encodes 595 amino acids. The transcript is spliced from 5 exons. Gene Ontology annotation, cellular component: mitochondrion; methylcrotonoyl-CoA carboxylase complex. Gene Ontology annotation, biological process: L-leucine catabolic process. Lineage: Eukaryota; Fungi; Basidiomycota; Exobasidiomycetes; Exobasidiales; Cryptobasidiaceae. Gene Ontology annotation, molecular function: methylcrotonoyl-CoA carboxylase activity. The record is from RefSeq and is a predicted model, not a curated record.
GACCCUGGCAUAUCUUGCCUCUUCGCGUUCUCUUGCCUUUGCCCGUGAACGUGUGGCUGGUACAGCCUCCUGAGUGGAGGGUGACGCAACCAUAGUGAUGGGAAGAGUACAGCCACCCAUGCUCUAUAUACAAAUCGACAUCGGGUGCACAAUGAUUUGCCAAGGUCCGGUCGAAAGGACGCUUCAUCUGCACCCCAAGUCGGGCCAUGGCUUUCUUGAUCAGUAUCCCGAGCACUUUGCCGCCCAGUUUGUCAACGACUUUCUUGGUUGAUGGUGUGACCGUUCGUCUUGAAAUCAAUCAAGCAAGCUCGCCUUUCUAAUAUCCCGCCUGAGUCGAGCUUCUCUUGUGUUGGUCUCGACACUCGACGCUCACGGAGCGGCGCGCGGAUUCCGUGGAGACGCGUCCGUCUUUGGAAAAUAGAAGAGGAAGAUGGCGGGGUAAGGCCAUGUCCCCAGCGACAACCACCAUGCCGACGGCGCUGGCUGCUAGAAUGGCGAGGCGGGGCUGCCUGGCCCUGCCUCUUCUUGAGGGGAGACUUCUCCAAAGCAAGCAGCGGCAUGGUAUCACACUGAGGCUCCACAGCACCAGCAGCAGCGAAGCAACCGCCACGUCGGUCCUCGCAAACAAUGUCGACGCAAAUUCGGCAGACUUCGAGGCCAACCGAGCUCACAUGAGCGGUCUCAUUGCGGAUCUGGACAAGCUGCAGGGCCGAAUUGCGCUGGGAGGACCCGAAAAGGCAAGGCUGCGGCACGUCGGCAGAGGAAAGAUGCUGGCGCGGGAUCGCGUCGGUGCGCUCCUCGAUCCUGGUAGUCCUUUCAUCGAGGUGGGCAAUUUGGCAGGGUGGAACCUGUACGAGUCCGAGGGCGAAGAUGCUGUUCCUUGCGCUGGUGUCAUUGCUGGCAUUGGUCUUGUGGAAGGCAACCAGACGAUGGUCGUAGCAAAUGAUCCGACAGUCAAGGCUGGCGCAUACUACCCCAUCACUGUCAAGAAACACCUCCGAGCGCAACGGAUCGCGCGCGAGAAUCGGCUGCCGUGUGUCUAUAUGACUGAGAGCGCCGGUGCUGCUCUACCAUACCAGGCCGAUGUCUUUCCCGACGAGCUGCACUUUGGCCGCAUCUUUGCCGAAAUGGCCCAGAUGUCGGCCCUGGGCAUCCCUCAGAUCUCCAUCGUGCACGGCAUAUCUGUUGCAGGAGGCGCCUAUGUCCCCGCCAUGGCCGACGAGACAAUCAUCGUGAGAAAGCAGGGGACCAUCUUUCUUGCUGGUCCACCCCUUGUCAAAGCGGCACUUGGCGAGGUCGUCGAUGACGAGACUCUCGGAGGGGGCGAGAUGCACUCGAGCGUCAGCGGCGUGACGGACCAUCUGGCCAUCGACGAUGCCCACGCCAUUGCCCUUGCUCGCUCCGCCAUGGCCAACCUGGGUUGUGCCUCUUCCUCUUCACGAUCGGGAACAUCACCCACUUCGCCGCCGGUUGAAGAGCCACUGUACGACGCCUCGGAGCUUGAUGGCAUCGUUCCCCCCUCGCUGCGCCAGCCUUUCGAGAUGCGCGACAUCAUUGCCCGCCUUGUCGACGGAUCUCGCCUUCAUGAGUUCAAGCCCCGGUACGGAACCACGCUCGUCUGCGGCUUUGCCAAGAUGGGUGGCCAGCCCUGCGGCAUCCUUGCCAACAAUGGUAUCCUCUUUGGCGAAGCUGCCAAAAAGGCUGCCUCGUUUAUUGCCCUGUGCAACCAGCGCGCCAUCCCACUCGUCUUCCUCGUCAAUGUCACCGGCUACAUGGUCGGGGCCCGAGCUGAGCGCGAGGGUAUCGCAAAGGACGGCGCCAAGAUGGUCAGGGCUGUUGCAUGCGCAGAUGUGCCCAAGCUCACUGUCAUUGUCGGCGGAAGCUACGGGGCCGGUAACUACGGCAUGAACGGACGUGCAUACUCGCCCCGCUUCCUGUGGGCCUGGCCAACGGCGCGCGUGGCCGUCAUGGGCGGCGAGCAGCUCUCGAGCGUCAUGUCUGGCGUCUCCUCGUCCUCUGCAAACGGCGUCUCGGACCUGGCAAAGAAGAUCGACGACCAGAGCUUGCCCCUCUACGGCUCGGCGCGGCUCUGGGACGACGGCAUCAUCCGUCCGCGCGAUACGCGCGCCACACUCGCCCUCGCCCUCGACGUUGCCUGCCAGGGCAGGGAACGCAGCUGGGACUGGCAGAGGCGGAGAAGCGGACACGUCGCCUGGGACGGAAACGGUUACGGAUCGGGCGUCUUUAGAAUGUGACACGAUGGGAAAUCCUGCCUUGAGCGGAAGAUCACACAUCUACAAUACGUCGUGCUGAGAGAGAAAAAUGUCCAUAUACAAUGUUACAGAAAGCCUUUCGCACAGAGGCUCACGUUCAAGCGGGAAGAAAGGAUAGUGAGAAGAGCUGGCUCAUCAGCCGCCCCAUUCGUAGCUCUCCGUAACAACAUUGAUCUGUGCCGAGAGGUCGCCCUUUCGGACCCUGCUGGGGUCAAUCUGCCUUGCCACGAGGCUCCUCACGAGCG